AUGUCAGCACCAUUCGAUUUACUUAUAUUUGGUCAACGAAAAAUCAAUGCUGCAGCUGGUUCAUCACCAUCACAAGAAACAUUAACUAAAGUUCGUCUUCGUAUUAUACAACAAGUAUUUAAUGAGCGAAGACUCGUCUGUCGAAAUCGAGUUGAAGCAAAUCGACGAAAUCUUAUUUUAUCAACAAUAGAAAAUGCACAUAAACGUGAACAAGCUACACAACGAGCUCAAAAAGAAAAUAUAUUAACUGAGUUAAAACAAGAAAAAUACGUUAUCGAUAGUUCUCUUGCACUUUCACCAUCUUAUGAACCGGUUGAUCUUUCUACACCGAAAGAUUUAUAUCGGUUUGGUACACGACUUCAAUCAGCUGGUCCUCAUGUUCGUUCACGUGCACCUGAAAUUCAUUCGGAUUUAACUCGUUCUAAUCGUGAAAAUAAUCAAUCUCGUGCUAAAUCAGCGUCAGUAUUGCCUCGAUCACAUACUGCACCUCUUCAAACUGUUCAUCAUGAAGAUAUUGAAAGUGAUGAUGAAGCAAUAUCAACUUCUGUUUCAUGUAUAACAUCAAAUAAAAGUUCACAUAGUCGUGCAACACCUGCUGUUUCAAGUACAAAUAUUCCUCAACAUUCACCUGAAUUACCUACUAAUAAUCCCGAUACAAUAACACCAAGUGUUCAAUCAACUAUGCAUCGUAUAACAUGGCCAAUUAGAUUAAAAGUUUUUGCUUUACAAAAUGAGGAUGAAGCUCGUCAACAAUUUUUAAAUUGGCUUGCUGAAAAACGUAAAACAAAAAAAGAAUCAAUCAAAAAACAAUUUGAUCUUGAACUUCAACAACAGUAUCAAGAAUCAAUUCGACGACGAAAAGAACUCGAAGCAUUCGUUACACCAGAUAUAAUUGAAGAACAUAUUAUAAAUGAUUCUGUUUUUGCUAAACGUUAUCGUCAAUUACAAUUAGCUGUUCGUACAGGUAAAGUACCAAAUUAUGAUCCAAAAGAUCGUGAUAUAAAUAUAAUAAUGACGAAAUCAAAAAUUGAACGUGUACGAACGGCACUUAUUACAGCUAAACAAUCACGAAUAAAAAAUUUUUAUCGAAAUCAGCAAAUAAUCAAUGAUGCUAUUUUAUCAGAACGUGUUGAAACUUUUCUAAAACGUCUUGCUGAAUUUAAUCAAGAACAAGUACAAGAAAUUUAA
Rotaria sp. Silwood2 is the source of this 1188-nucleotide messenger RNA. The record is from the annotation of a GenBank genome assembly. Lineage: Eukaryota; Metazoa; Rotifera; Eurotatoria; Philodinida; Philodinidae.